Molecule: messenger RNA, 831 nt
Organism: Penicillium daleae
Lineage: Eukaryota; Fungi; Ascomycota; Eurotiomycetes; Eurotiales; Aspergillaceae
Exons: 1
Coding region: 1-831 (276 amino acids)
Source: RefSeq, a predicted model, not a curated record
AUGUCUCAUAUCCUUUGGAGACGUUCGUCUUUGACUGACCGGUCAAUCACUGAAUACGCAGGGCAAAGGCAGGCCGAAUGCUCUGGUCCUGUCGCCCUUGCCUUCCUCUCUGUAUCCAUGAUCGUGCAACCCCAUCGACCUUCGGCCCAACCCACCAAGACACCAGAGUUCAAACCAGCAACCAUGCUGAGGCGUCCGCCAACUGUCAUUCCGCUGACCGAAGAUGAUCUACAAUUCCACCUGCAGCGGACCUUCGCUCGGUCCCUCCCAGUCAAUAUCAACCACCUGAGCCUGGAGGACGCGGACCAGAACUAUGCUGAACGAGAUCCCGCUCCCACCUCUGAGGAACAACACUCCUCGUUGAGCAAACCUGCCGGUCAGCUCGAUCAACAGCGUCCUCUACAUGACUCGACUGGGGGUAUGACACACUCCUCUUUGAUGGCAGCUCGGAUGCACCCAGCGGCCCUCCCUGCUUCCAUGAUGACUGGUUCGACCCACCGAACUAUUGUUGACCCAAACCGGGCUCCCACUGCUGCUGCCACGGCCCAACUGAUAUCAUCUCAUAACAUCCCGCAGACUCGAGCUUCCCGGCUUCGAGAGGCCUCGCCCUCGUCUCCUAGAACCGAAUUGACCAUUCCACCGCAAGAAUUUCUAGAUCGCCGCAUUCUCCCAUCCCCAAGCCGCAAGAAUGGUCCGUCCUCUGCGAUCCCUCGACGCCAAACUUUCCAGGGUGAUGAUCAUUAUCUCUCCGCGAAGCAUAAAGUCACUAACCAGGCCCUCGCGCAGAAAAUCACCGUCGUGGCCAUCCCCAGGAUGCAUGGACCACUCUAA